CGAAAUAUGGGAAAGUGGAUCAGGAAUGAUCAAUCUCAUAAAGGAAGGAGAGCCUUGUUUCUUUGGUUUCCUAUAAAGCUUUUCGUCAACACUUCUAAACCUCGAAAAUAUAUGUUUCUUGUAGUUUGAGUAUAAUAAACUGUCAAAAGGUUCUCGCUAUGGCAGCUACCUCUUGUGAACUUUAUCCUGAAAUAUCCAACCAACUUUCUGUUGUUCUCAAAGCUUUGGAGUCGUAUGAAUAUACAGAGUUGGAGCUGAUACCUUUUACUUGGUCAGAUAAUACCAACGACCUUCUCGUUUGUGAAUUGAAGGAAGAUACUCUGAUGAUUCAAGGCACUCCAUUGCGUAUCAUUUAUAUGGAAGCUCAACAAAUAUUCAGUAGAUUUCGUCAAAACUUGAAGAGAGGAUCUUUUUCUUGGGAUUGGAAACUAUGGGACAGUUUGUCACGCUUCUUGUUAUUUGUUCAACCAGCCCAAUCUACUGUUUGGAACUUUCGAAAGUGUCUUUUGCUACAGAGUCACGUAUCAUAUGACUUGGAGCUCGAGGUGAAUCGAAUGGCUUUAAAGAGGAAUGCAAAGACAAGUGAGGUUUGGCAACAUAGAAAGUGGAUAUUACUUCAACAAACGAACUCGAUUUCUAGUGACUUUAUUGAGAGAGAGUUGGAAAUGUGUUCCUUUCUGGUGGAUAGAUUUGAAAAAUCUUAUCACUUGUGGUACUAUCGAUGGUGGCUUGUCGAUUCCUAUAUUAGCAUAUUACCCAGAGAGUUUAUUAUUCAGGAAUAUUACAAGAAAAGCAAAGAAGCCAUACGACAACAUGUAUCCGAUCAUGGUGCAUAUUUCUAUCGUCAAAAGUUGUUGCUUUAUUUAUUGAAGAACCAAAACACACAGGUUGACUAUUUUGCAUUGUUGAGCUCCGAAUGGGAGUGGACACAUAGCAUCAUCGAGAUGAUAGACUACUCCUUUGACUCUCCAUUCAGUUAUGCACAAUUCAUCUAUGCUUGCUGUAGCUAUUGGCUGGAUUAUGAAAACUCACAACACAGGUACCUCAUGGACGCUGUAUAUCAAACUCUAAAGUGCCGUAAAUCAAAGAAUCGACAAGAUGAUAAAGUCUCUUCUAACAUGCUAUUCAAAAUGAGCCGACAGCUGUUCCAAGUUGUCAAGAUAAUCAUCCAUGAUGACAUGCAUCAUAGAACGAUAACUAAAUAAAAGUGAUCAAAAGGUCACAAUAAGAUAU
Molecule: messenger RNA, 1233 nt
Organism: Galdieria sulphuraria
Lineage: Eukaryota; Rhodophyta; Bangiophyceae; Galdieriales; Galdieriaceae
Product: protein prenyltransferase
Exons: 2
Coding region: 159-1205 (348 amino acids)
Biological process (GO): protein prenylation
Cellular component (GO): cytoplasm
Molecular function (GO): protein prenyltransferase activity
Source: RefSeq, a predicted model, not a curated record